AGUGAUCAGUAGUGUUACGAUGAAGCAAAGUGUGACUCCUAUCUUGUUAGUGUUGGUUCUCUGCAGCGGAUAUUUCGCGAAGGCUCAACAGGAGAACGGUUCCGAUUUGGAGAGUGAUGUAGAAUCUGCUGAUUCAGCUGAUGCCGCCGAGCAGCAUGGUACCAACCAAUCAGGCAGCAACAGAGUUGCUCGAAUCUACAAUGGAGUGCCAGCAGCUAGUGAAAACCAACUUUACCCUGCGUUGAUUCUUGCGUACAGCGGCUCAAAAUUAACUCGAUUGGUUGGUAUGGUCUUUAGCGACACUUGGAUUCUCACUUCUGCAUCCGCUUUAGGCAGCGCAGGAACGGCGCUUACGUCGGUUUAUGUGUACGUUGGAAAUACACCAACAAUCAACACAACAUUAGUUUAUACCGCCGAUACAGCGUACAAAUAUCACAUCAAUUUCAAUAAGACCACGCUAGCGAACGAUGUCGGUGCUGUAGUUAUUAAUGGUAGUCUCGUCAGUGAUCCAAGGCAUUUACGAACUUUAAGCCUAGCAACCACUGAGAUCGCGGUAUCUACCACGAAUCGCACACACUGUGUAGUACUUGGUUGGGGUCAGUUGGCAGGUGGUACCCUAAAUAAUACUCUCGCUCAAGCCGAGUACGAACUGCUCACCGAUCAGGAAUGUUCGUCAGCAUUUAAUCAAACCAUACCGCCCUCGAUACUAUGCGCAAGAUCGAUAAAUGGUUAUGCGUGCGAUAUGGACGGAGGUGCUCCGCUGGUCUGUAACGGAGGAUGUAACCGAUUCGGAAAGUGAUGUGGAAUCCGCAGAUUCAGCUGAUGCCGUCGAGCAGCAUGGUACCAACCAGUCAGGCAGUAACAGAGUUGGUCGAAUCUACAGUGGAGUCCCAGCAACUAGUGUAAAUCAACCUUACGCUGCAUUGAUUGUCGCAAACAGUGACUCAGGUGUAUCACAAUUAGCUGGUGCUAUCAUUAACAACACUCAGGUCCUCACUUCUGCAUCCGGUUUGCUGAGUCUGGGAAACAUUACGUCGAUGUUUUUGUAUGCUGGUAGUUCACCAUCCGUGAGGGCAGCAAAAUAUUAUUACGAAAAAAGCUACGCACUACACAGUGGGUAUGAUGCGAGUACCCUAGCGAACGAUGUCGCUAUUAUAACCAUUGACGGCACCUUCGCCGGACAAACCAACGUGAAACCCAUACCCAUUUCAACCACAGAGAUUGCGGUAUCUACCACGAGUCGCACAAACUGUGUAGUACUUGGCUAUGGUCAAAAUACGGAUGGUAGCAAUAAUAAUAUUCUGUUUCAAGCCGAUUACGAACUGAUUACAGACCAGGAGUGUGCAAGUCUUGGUGUCAAACCUUCCUCUAUACUAUGCGCAAGAUCGGUAAAAGGCUACGCUUGCGAUUUCGACGGUGGAGCUCCGCUGGUGUGCAACAGUAAACUGUACGGGAUACUUACUGCUCAAACGGAUUGCACACCUUCCAGCACCGCGAAAAUUCAGAAGUUUGCCAAGCUACCGGUAAUCAGCAUUCCAUGGAACCCCGCUACCCUUUCAACACCGAGUACUACCCUAUCUACACCAACAACUACUGUGCCGACAACAAGUACUACUGUGCCGACAACAACGACUACUGUGCCGACAACAAGUACUACUGUGCCGACAACAAGUACUACUGUACCGACAACAACGACUACUGUGCCGACUACAAGUACUACUGUGCCGACAACAACGACUACUGUACCGACAAUAACGACUACUGUGCCGACUACAAGUACUACUGUGCCGACAACAACGACUACUGUGCCGACAACAACUACUAUUCAAACGACACCAACAACUGCUCCAUCCAGAAAAAACUACCUAUCUUGCGCCUAACAAGCUUGCAGUAGAAAAUUAUAUCCUACUUGUGGGAUUAGUUAGGAAAGCGAGUAGUUGGAGAUACCGAUGAUGAUCAGCAGAUGAUGCCGGAAAAUAAAUAAACCUGACAACCAUCCGCUACCAGAAGAGCUCAAUAUUGCUACAUUUGA
This is a messenger RNA of Anopheles darlingi, 2032 nucleotides long. Its product is annotated as integumentary mucin A.1-like. Lineage: Eukaryota; Metazoa; Arthropoda; Insecta; Diptera; Culicidae. The transcript is spliced from 6 exons. Gene Ontology annotation, biological process: proteolysis. Gene Ontology annotation, molecular function: serine-type endopeptidase activity. The record is from RefSeq and is a predicted model, not a curated record. Bases 726 to 1880 code for a protein of 384 amino acids.